Messenger RNA from Vicia villosa (hairy vetch), 711 nucleotides. RefSeq lists its product as uncharacterized. NCBI's taxonomy places the organism in Eukaryota, Viridiplantae, Streptophyta, Magnoliopsida, Fabales, Fabaceae. The coding region runs from base 1 to 711 and encodes 236 amino acids. The record is from RefSeq and is a predicted model, not a curated record. The transcript has 4 exons.
AUGAGCUUUAACUUCGAAGAAGAAACUGUUGAAGUCAAAGUUGAUGCAAUUGUCGAAACGCCAAUGGAAGUCGAAGCAGUUGCCAACAUUCUUGACAUAGUUGAAGUCGAAGAAGGUGCUGAACCAAUCAACUAUAGCGAGGGUUUAAAGAUUCAACAAUGGAAGUUAGCUAUGGUAGAAGAGUUACAGGAAAUCGAGAGAAAUAACACAUGGGAGUUAUUUGAAUUGCCAACACAUAAUAAAGCUAUCAACGUCAUGGCACAAAAUAUAACAAUCAUCUGCUUAUAUGUCGAUGACUUGCUGCCAGGUAUGGUGGUACAUCAAAGGAAGUUUGUCAAAGAGAUACUCAAGAGAUUCAAUAUGGAUGAUUCGAAUCCUACAUCCUCACCUGUCAAAACAAACUUGAAGUUGGAGAAGCAUGGAGAGGAAUACAAAGUUGAUGUAACUUCGUUCAAGCAAAUUAUCGGAUUUCUGAGAUAUGUGUGCAAUAGUCGACCUGAUAUAGAUUUCACAGUCAGAUUAGUGAGCAGAUACAUGAGUGAACCAAGAGUGUCACACAAGAAGGUUGCAAGAAGAAUUUUAAGAUACCUAAAAGGAUCGAUAGACUAUGGAAUUCUAUUUCAACGAGACUCUGAAGGCGAAGAAGCAACAAAUGAUGAUUGGGACGGAGAUAAGGAAGACCGAAGAAGCACAACUGGAUAUUUCUUUUAA